CUGCUUUGUAAUCAAUCCAAUAUAAAAAGUUAAUUCAAACCAAUGCUCAUCAUGCAUACAUUUGCUUUGUUAAUUUUUAUUAGAUUACCUUUAAUGUAUGAUGUAGUUCGUGUUACGUAAUAAACAUUUGUGUGCUUAAUGUGUUUUGGUCUGUUAUUUACUGUUUUAUUACAAAAGUUCCCCGUACUACAUAAUACCCUGCACCCUAGACACGCUUGCAUAGAGGGAUUGUUCGUGCACCAAUCACACUCGCCAUGGAAAAUACAAAUCGAAGAUCGUUUUAUAUUUUGAGACUCUUCGAAAUACAAUAUAACAAGAAGCACAACUAUAUCUUAAUUGUAUGAGAUGCCUCGACGACAAUUUUGGUGUUCAUUCUGUCCUAUUUCCUUUAAAAGUAUUUGGAAAUUAAACAAACAUCUUUACAUACAUAUGCAACAACUACCAGUGGCCUGUAAUCUGUGUCCGUUGAAGUUUUAUGAUUAUAGUCAAUUAGGAAAUCACAUUAGACAUGCGCAUUCUGAUGAUAUCAUCACCAGGUUUGUCGAAUUUUCUAAACGGAACUUUAUCAAAAAUAUACAACUGAUGGAAACGAAUACAAAUUCUGAUUCUGAUUGGUUAAACACGUCUCGUGAACAAACCGGAAUAACUAGUUGUGAGGAAGUGCAAUGUUUAGAAAAAGACUAUCGAAGAGUCAAAGAAGAGUAUGAAUGUAAGGACGAAUCUAGAGUCAAAAGAGAAUGCGAAUGUAUGGACGAAUCAGAAAUAAGCUUUACCAAAGAAAUAAACGGAAAUGAAGCUUCAAACAACGAAAAUCGUGUACGAAAACCUAAUCAAAAUGUAAUCGAUAAAGACUGUAUAAAUGAUGGAAUGAGAAAAGACGUCAAUACAUUUGUCACAGCUCGGCCGAUUCCGUACAUGGAUAACAGGAGUGUAGCGGAUACAACCGAUGACUGUCGAUUGGACGUCAAUACAUUCGUCACAGCUCGGCCGAUUCCGUACAUGGAUAACAGGAGUGUAGCGGAUACAACCGAUGACUGCCGAUUGGACGUCAAUACAUUCGUCACAGCUCGGCCAAUUCCGUACAUGGAUAACAGAAGUGUAGCGGAAUCAACCGAUGAUUGCCGAUUGGACGUCAAUACAUUCGUCACAGCUCGGCCGAUUCCGUACAUGGAUAACAGGAGUGUAGCGGAACCAACCGAUGAUUGCCGAUUGGACGUCAAUAGUGAGAGAUGUAAAGUUUCAUUUCGUCUUCUCGGCAAUUUAGAAAGCAAAACAAACGGAAAACAUCAUUUGAAUGCUAAUUUCGUAAACGAAAUAUCACUUGCUUCGAACAAUUUAGAAAACAAAACAAAAAGAAAACAUUAUAUGAAUGAUAAUUUAGUAGAGAAGGUACCACUUAUGUCGAACAAUUUACAAAUCAGAACAAAAAGAAAACAUAAGAUGAAGGCUAACUUAGAAGACAAAGUUCCACCUAUUUUGAACAAAUACACGGAAUUACAGAAAAUGAAGUCGGUACAUGUUAAAAUAGAACCUUUGAAAUAUCCUCAGCGGCCUGUUUUCAAUGACACUUCUUUAGGUGAAACAUGUCAACAUUCGAAGACUUCAAAACAGAUAGAAGAAAUUGCACAGCUUACAGUGCAGGAUGAGAUCAGCAGUACAGGAUACACAGAAUGGACUGAGGCUAUACAGAAACUAAAAAGUAGUUUUAGGAAAAAGAGGAAAAGGGACAAAGGAGCAAAGUUCAUCAGUGACCCAGAGUCCUUCUCCAAUUGGUUAACAGUAAAUUUACCUAUUGAUGGGAUCAUAUGUGGCUGCGGAAGACAUCUCAAAACAGUGAAAGCAUUCUUAACCCACUUACACAGAAAAAGCCGCACAGCUCUCAAAUGUUUAAAAAUUUUCAAAAAAGGCAUUGGUCAUAAUCCGUGAAAGUUUAAAACGUUGCAUUGUUUAACUUAGUGCUACUUGUCUGAGUUUAUUCUGUAUGCGGUCUUUGUUUAUAUCUCAUCGAGAAAACCAUCAUGUGUUCGAUUCAAGCAAUCACAUUUGACCAACCUGAACUUUGGAUUUUUACAUCAUGAUUUAUAUACUAUUUCCUAUUGAAUUGAAACCAAUAUAUGAAUGAACAUAAUUAUGACAUAAUCAGCAUUUCUUAAUUUUACUUUUUCUGAAUAAAAUACUAUACAUUUUU
Mytilus trossulus (common blue mussel) is the source of this 2188-nucleotide messenger RNA. RefSeq lists its product as uncharacterized. The record is from RefSeq and is a predicted model, not a curated record. The transcript has 5 exons. Lineage: Eukaryota; Metazoa; Mollusca; Bivalvia; Mytilida; Mytilidae. The coding region runs from base 346 to 1926 and encodes 526 amino acids.